UUCCCUAUCCCUUAGGGUAACGGGACUCAGGGAAGGCCGGGCCCAGGUACAUCAGCCGGGUCUCCCUUCCUAGACUCCAGCUCCGGGUAACGCGGGUACAAAGCAUCAUCUUCGGGGCGCUCCUUGCAGUACGGACGGAGGCUGGAGACCGACGUCUCCUCUGGGUGUUUAGUGGCUCGCUGGGGCUGACAGCGAGGGAAGCCGCCCGGGGCGUGGGCCGGCUCUUACCAGCGAAGCGGAUCUUCACCAGGUCCAGCGGGUGCAGCGCCAGGUUGGACAAGACCCCGCCGCUCACGCCAGCCACCAGGUUCUCGUACCGGACGUGGCGGAACACCGUGCUCCACGCCGCCGACCCGGCGGCCGCCGACUGGCCCUGGCCUGUCAUGGGCUCCGGGUUCGCCGGCACCACGGCGCCGAGCGCCGCCGACGUGGGACGAGAUGUAGUGGCCGCCACCGUGGCGACAGUCGCGGAGGCCCGGGGCCAGGAAGGCAGGACGCGAGCCCACUUCCGGGACCGGAGCCCGGGACACACGCGGGCGAGACCGGCGACGAGACCCGAGCACGAGCCGAGCCGAGCCCCCUCGGCCACGCCCACAGCUGCCUGAGCCCGCCCACCCGUUAGCGUCACGCAAGCGACCGCUGAAGGACCGCCUCCAGCCCCGGACGGAGCGACUACGGAACGCCGCGGGGUCCAGGGCAGCCAGCCCGCUGCUACACGGCGGAGCCACGUGACAGGAAGAGGCCUGCGGAAGGCGGAAGUCGCGUGUCUGCCAGGAGGCCGGCGGAACCCGAACCCGGCUAGAGGCUCGUGGGGCCCGAGACCCAGAGCCGACAAGAUGAAGGUGAAGAUGCUGAGCCGGAACCCCGACAACUAUGUGCGCGAAACCAAGCUGGACAUACAAAGAGUUCCAAGAAACUAUGAUCCUACCUUACAUCCUUUUGAAGUCCCACGAGAAUAUAUAAGAGCUUUAAAUGCUACCAAAUUGGAACGAGUGUUUGCAAAACCAUUCCUUGCGUCCCUGGAUGGUCACCGUGAUGGAGUCAAUUGCCUAGCAAAGCAUCCGAAGAGCCUGACGACGGUCCUUUCUGGGGCAUGUGAUGGAGAGGUUAAAAUUUGGAACCUGACUAGACGAAAAUGUGUCCGAACGAUACAAGCACAUGAAGGCUUUGUGCGAGGGAUAUGCACUCGCUUUUGUGGGACUUCCUUUUUCACUGUUGGUGACGACAAAACUGUGAAGCAGUGGAAGAUGGCCGGGCCGGGCUGUGGAGAGGAGGAGGAGCCACUGCAGACCAUACUAGGAAAGACAGUGUACACCGGCAUCGACCAUCACUGGAAAGACCCCGUCUUCGCUACCUGCGGACAGCAAGUAGACAUUUGGGACGAACAAAGAACCAGCCCCGUGUGCUCAAUGAACUGGGGAUUUGACAGUAUAUGCAGUGUUAAAUUUAACCCCAUUGAGACAUUUAUCCUGGGAAGUUGUGCUUCUGAUAGGAAUAUAGUACUGUAUGAUAUGCGGCAAGCCACGCCUCUGAAGAAGGUUAUCUUGGAUAUGAGAACAAAUACAAUCUGUUGGAACCCUAUGGAAGCUUUCCAUUUUACUGCAGCAAAUGAAGAUUAUAACUUGUAUACCUUUGAUAUGCGUGCCCUGGACACACCUGUUCAGGUCCACAUGGAUCACGUCUCUGCGGUACUUGACGUGGACUACUCCCCCACUGGGAAAGAGUUUGUGUCUGCCAGUUUCGAUAAGUCUAUCAGAAUCUUCCCUGUGGAGAGGAGCCGGAGCAGGGAAGUGUACCACACAAAGAGAAUGCAGCACGUUAUCUGUGUGAAGUGGACCUCCGACAGCAAGUACAUCAUGUGCGGCUCUGAUGAGAUGAACAUCCGCCUCUGGAAGGCUAACGCCUCGGAGAAGCUGGGCGUGCUUUCAUCACGAGAAAAGGCAGCAAAUGAUUAUAACCAGAAGUUAAAGGAAAAAUUUCAGUAUCAUCCGCAUGUGAAACGGAUUGCUCGCCAUCGACAUCUGCCGAAAUCCAUCUACACCCAGAUCAAGGAGCAGCGCAUCAUGAGGGAGUCCCGUCGCCGAAAGGAAAUGAAUCGUCGUAAGCAUAGCAAGCCUGGAUCUGUGCCAGUUGUGUCAGAGAGGAAGAAACACGUAGUGGCAGUUGUGAAAUAAUGUUUUGUCUUCCUACCGAGCUUGAUAUAUAAUUAUUUGCUACUUCUGAUUUGGGAACCCUGUAAAUAAACGUCCUGGCUCUGGAUUAAUAGUAAA
Arvicola amphibius (Eurasian water vole) is the source of this 2270-nucleotide messenger RNA. RefSeq names its product DDB1 and CUL4 associated factor 13 (gene Dcaf13). Gene Ontology annotation, biological process: maturation of SSU-rRNA from tricistronic rRNA transcript (SSU-rRNA, 5.8S rRNA, LSU-rRNA). The transcript is spliced from 11 exons. Lineage: Eukaryota; Metazoa; Chordata; Mammalia; Rodentia; Cricetidae. Gene Ontology annotation, cellular component: small-subunit processome; nucleolus. Gene Ontology annotation, molecular function: protein binding. Bases 837 to 2174 code for a protein of 445 amino acids. The record is from RefSeq and is a predicted model, not a curated record.